Molecule: messenger RNA, 1903 nt
Organism: Mangifera indica (mango)
Lineage: Eukaryota; Viridiplantae; Streptophyta; Magnoliopsida; Sapindales; Anacardiaceae
Product: interactor of constitutive active ROPs 4-like
Exons: 5
Coding region: 473-1624 (383 amino acids)
Source: RefSeq, a predicted model, not a curated record
ACUAUUCAAUCCCACCACCUGCUUUAUUGCAAAGUUUCAAACUUUACUUCUCUCUGUCUCAAUCACUUAAUGUGAAAAAGAGUUUACCUUUCUUCUUCAUUGAUUUUCUUGUAUUUUCCUCAAAAGGGUUUCUCAUAAAUUCAUCAUAGAUGAAGAAUAUGUCUUGCUCAAGCUAAAGCUCUCACAUUCAGAAAACAAGCUACCAAACACAUAAUCAUCAGCAGGGUCUCGAAAUACUGUUGAGAUUUUUUUAAGAUCUAACCCAUUUAAUCAACUUCCUCAAACAUGGCACUUGAGUUUUGACCUUCCAGCAGUUGCAGGUAUAAGAAUCAAAGACUCAUUGUGACUUUUGCUGGCCUAAAUGGUGUAACCAUCGAAGAAUUGUUUAUUCUUGGUUUAACAAUAUUACAAGCUUUUGAUUGCAUAUUCCUUCGCAUAGCUCUUCUUCUUCAUAGAUCUUCUAGUGUUCAAAAUGCCGAGGUCAAGGGGGUCGGAAAUGCCUCAAAGACAGUCUCCUCGAGGUCCGCAUCAGCUCAGGACAUCAAGUUCUGAUUCAGAUCCUCCCCAUCAUCGAUCAAUUGCUGAUCGCAGUCCCAAGGUUGGAGACCGUCGUUCCCCAAGAGGUGCCCCUCACUCUGAUCCUGUACACCCGAAGAAACUUGGCACUCGCAUUGCAGACUUAGAGUCUCAACUUGGGCAGGCACAAGAAGAGCUAAAGGUUCUGAAAGACCAGUUGGCAUCAGCCGAGGCUGCAAAGAAGGAAGCUCAAGAAGAACUGGAGAAGAAAACCAAGAAACCAAAAGCUCCAGAGUCUAUGGAGAUUACAAAACAGCAUUCUCCAAGUGAAAUCAAAGAAGCUAAAAUAACAGAAACCAAUCCUGGGGAUGAAGUUCAGGAUAAAAUUGGGUGGGAGACUGAUGUUUUUGAAGUUCCAGUAGAGAAAGUAACAGUUGACCCGAAGAUUGAAAUCAGCCAACAAACCUCUGAGGAAAAAGAGACCAAAAAAAUUGGUGUAUCAACCGAACCACCGGCAACUCCGGAGCCCAAGAAAGCAUCCAUCCAUGACUUAUCUUUAGCAAAUGAAGAGAUAACUAUGCUAAAAUCCAAGUUAGAAGAGAAGGAAAAUGAGCUAGUGGUAAGUGGUGAAGAAAAUGAAAACCUGAAGCUGCAAUUGAAUGAAGCUACCCUGAACAUUUCCACAGCUGAAGCAAAAAAUGAGGAAAUGACACAGAACCUGAGCCAACUUGGAGAAGAGCUGAAGGCAAGUAAAGAAGAGGCAGUGAAGUUAAAGGAGAAGCUGGAAGCUGUGGCAGGAGUGAAAGAGGCGCUAGAAACAGAGAUGAAGAAGCUGAGAGUGCAGACAGAACAGUGGAGAAAAGCAGCCGAUGCUGCGGCAGCUGUGCUUGCAGGGGGUGUAGAGAUGAAUGGGAGGAUUCCUGAGAGGUGUGUCUCCAUGGAUAAGCACUUUGGCGGUGUGUUUGAGCCAUUGGCAGGUGGGUAUGCUGGCUUUGUAGGAUCGCCUGGGAUAACAGAUGACAUAGAUGAUGGAUUCAGCAGUGGUAAGCGAAAGGGUUCUGGAAUUAGAAAGUUCGGAGACUUAUGGAAGAAGAAAGGCAACAAAUAAUAAAGAAUCACUCUCUCCAGUGAAGCCAAAAUCCUUUUUCGGUAUCGAUAAUGUUAGUGAAAUGGUCACAUGCUAUUUCAUGACUUGUUGGUUGAUCGUGUUCUUAAUAGUAAGUGUUUGAAGUUAUGUAGUGAUCUUAACACUUGAGAUGAUUCCAGUAUGUUGUUGCACUUGAAUUAUGGUCAUUCCAGGAGCUGCAUCUUAUAGAUGAUGCAUUUUGUUGCUUCCAUGCAUGCUUUAAAGAGCAAAUGUAUUGUUUUCUGAUCUUUUCUUCCCGCA